AUGGAACCCAUUUUCGUUUCCGAUAUACAAUUGUACCAGGAGAAAAUUCUUGGCAGAAAGUGGAAAUGUUUUGUGGCUGUGUUUUACGAGGAGAAUCAACUAGGCAAAAGCCGAAUCGAGCUCUAUCAAUCUCAACAGAAAUUUCGAAUUCUCGACGUUUCAAAGAUAAUUCUUUUGGAAAAUUGCAUUUCACUGAAAGCCGGAAAAACUGAAACUGGAAUAUCUUUCAUCAAACUCAAUUUUCGCGACGAGACCAGCAUUCAAAUCUCAAGCGAAGAACUUUUAAAAAUAACCGAAGUCAUCAGCACCAUAUGCUUCCCAAAAAAGGUUUAUAGUUUGCAAUGUGUCACAAUCGCACCAAGCACAUCAUUGGAAUCACCAACCGAUGAUGGUGACUUUUUCGAUUUCCCGGAAAGCUAUCCGGUUCUUCGUCUUCAGUCAAUCCCGGGUCGACAUCGAACAAUGGGGUUCUAUUCGCUGAUACUCGGCGAGUGUUUCCAAAUAAAUGGGCCGAAUGAUGCGCACUGCUUCCCAUAUUCGUCGAUUAUUUGGGUUGCGGCAGGAGAGCUCUGCUUUGGCAUUGAAGUCGAUAAUGAGGGUAUAUUCGAGUUCGCGACGGGCGACCCACUGCUAAUCGUUGAGCACCUUAGGGGACAUGUACGCUUUAGCUGCAAUUUCUCACCGCCAAAACAGAAAACAAUUUGCCGAUUCAAUCGCUAUUUUCAUCCAAUUCGGCCGGAAUGCAGCCCAAUAGCAAGUAACAAUUCAACUAUGGAAAGUGUCGAUUCUGGCGGAGUGUUCACCAAAGUUGAUUCCAACAUUCCAACAUCACCAGAUACUUCGAUCUCUAGUCUAUUGAAUCCCGAACAGGAUUACAUUCAUCGAGUCGUAAAAAAUGAAUUGCGCCGCAAUGCUUCCACUGAAAUGUUGCGCAACAAAAUUUCUUUUCUGCAGAAGAUAAAAUCGGAAAACCGCGCCGACUUUGAGGAAAACGCCAAUACCGAUUUCGUGAGACUCCAAGUCCCAAAAAUGAUUCUAGCCGAGCAAAUUCGAUUCCCGUCAUCAAAAAAUGUGUCGUUUCAAGAAGCUGAAAUGAAAAUUGCCCUCCCGCGUCAAACCGAUUUGUAA
Caenorhabditis bovis is the source of this 1128-nucleotide messenger RNA. The record is from the annotation of a GenBank genome assembly. Lineage: Eukaryota; Metazoa; Nematoda; Chromadorea; Rhabditida; Rhabditidae.